AUGUCAGUUGCUACCAUGAGAAUAUCAAAUAUUUUGCAGUUGAUUAUCUUAAGCCUAGAAUACACGAGCAGUGAGGUCAGAAUCGAUGUGUUUUGUUCUAUAUGUUCAAAGUUUGAAAUAAAGAUUUUGAAUAUUUAUUCUUUAAUGCAGUUUUUUGCAAAAGCGGUCUCUGAAAAAACGUAUUGUAUGAAGUUAAAUUAUUUCGUCUUGGCUUGGCUUUUCCUGCUUGUCAUCGAGAAUGCUGCAGAAGGUCCAUGUUUACUUAUAUUUGAUAAUAAUCACAUUACACAUUUGCAAUUCGUCGUUAUGUGUACUUUUUUAUCAGAAAUAACAUUUGAAGUUGUGUAUCCUGAGAGAAUUCACCAUUCAAGAUCAAAACGAGAUUUGUCCACCUUAAGUGACGAUCAGCAUGAAGAUUCUGCAACUUACCACAUCAAAGCUAAGCAUAAGGAUUACAUCAUUGAUUUAAAGAAGCAUUCGGGCAUUCAUCCUGGAUCAAUCUUACUUCGAACAUUUGAUGAUGAUGGCCUUGCUGUUCAUAAUGAUCAUACGCCUGAAAAUUGCCAUUACGAAGGAACAAUACGAGGAAUAAAAGAUUCAUCUGUGACCAUAAGUACCUGCAGACGUGGGCUAACGGGAAGUUUGGAUGACGGUGAACAUCGAUAUGACAUAGAGCCAAAUGAUGUUGACGGUGGUCACAAAUUUUACAAAGUUGAUGAUGAAAUUGACAGCAUAAACGAAAAGUUACUGAAGGCUUCCUACCUUGAUCAUGAAAAUGUAAACAACAACUUUGAGGACGAGAAAUAUAGCGAGAAGUAUAGCGAAGUCAGAAAGAAGAGAGACAUAGCGAAUUUGAGACCAUAUGAGUUGAUCAAUGUCGAGCCUCAGUAUGUUUCAUACCUUACUACGACACAAACAAGAUAUGUAGAGAUGUUUGUGUGUGCUGAUGAGGGAUUGUACAAAAGGUAUAACAAUGAUACUAGUUUGGUACUUGAAAGAAUUCUCAAUGCAUUGUUACAAGUGGACAAGGUUUAUCAAGCAAUUAAUGUUCGUCUGGUGCUUGUUGCUUUGGAAGUUCAAACAAAUGGUCCCACUUUUACGAGAUACAAGACUGGGGGAAGUGAUCUUAGCUCAUUUAAAAAUUAUGUUAAAAAUGUUAUUAAGAAGACCAGUCAAUUUAAAGAUAUUCGUAUUGAUAAUGCUCAAUUGAUGAGUCAUUAUUACUGGAGUGACUGUGCAGGUAUGGCUUAUGUAGGAACACUUUGUGGAAGUGCAUCAGCUGCCGUCAAUGCAUGGUCGUUUGGAAGUAUUAGUGGUCCUGUUGUAAUAAUUGGUCACGAAUUUGGACAUAACAUGAAUUUCCCACAUGAUGGGGACACAUGCAAAUGUUUAACACCAAGAGGUUGUUUGAUGGGUGGCUCAAAAUCUGGUAGACCUGGUUUUUCUGAUUGCAAUCUAAACAGGCUUAAAGCAAAAAAAUUUGCUUGCAUUGAUGAUUACCCCGUUGCGCCUUUAUUAUCCAAAUGCGGCAAUGGUAUCAAAGAGCCUGGCGAGGAAUGUGACUGUGGCACUCUAGAGACAUGUGCAGCUAACAAUGAUAGCUGUUGUGAACCUCAUGGAUGUAGAUUGAAACCACAUGUGCAGUGUAGUUAUGUUAAUAACCCUGAGUGCUGCUCCAUGCAGUGUUUGUAUAAAAAGCAAGGUACAUUAUGUAGAGAAGCCAAUGGAAAUUGUGACGUACCUGAGUACUGCACUGGACUGAAUGCUAUAUGUCCAACAGAUCAUGUGAUUACAAAUGGGAUGCAGUGUGGAGACAGUAUAAAGAUGCUUAUUGGAACACUACAUCGAUCACGUGAGCAUAUAACUACAUUAAAUCCAAAAGUAAUUGGUCGCUAUUUUAAAUUUGUGCCGAAACAUUGGAAUAAGAAUGGGUAUGCUUGUAUGAAGAUUGAGAUGGAUGGUUGUGAAUCAAGCCAAGCCGCUGCUUCAUCGCCAACCCCUAUUAUAACUGAGCAUUUGCACUAUCACAGAGAAAUGUGUGUUACACCCAACAUUACUAGUUGCUCCGGAGAUAUCCCUGAUGGUACUAAAAUAAUGUAUCGUACAAUGCCAAAUUAUGAUUGCAAUUACGAACAUAUGCAAUUUAUAUAUAAAACAGAUGGUACUCUGAUUCAUAAAUGCAGUGGAAAGAAAGUUUGUGCAAGUAACGAUGGAAAGUAUUGGAUUGUUUCAAGUGCAUGUGAUGCAGAAGCAUCAAAAUAUACUAGAACAGCGGACAAUUCGUUAAAACAGAUAACAUCAGGAAAAUGUGCUGGCGCUAGAAAUGGCUGGCCAAAUUCUGGUGAUCUCCUUAUGUUAACAAGCACAUGUGACGCGUCUUAUCAUAGAUCGAAAUUGUUCUUUCUCCAUACAGACUGUAUACUUCCUCUUGGUUUUGCUAAUGGUAAACUUCCCGAUUCUGCUUUUUCUGCUGGAAAUUACAGAGAAGAAAAGUACAAUAUUAAAAACAUUCGUAUAAACAAAAAUGGUUGGUGUGCGAAGAGCAAGACAGAUGGUAGUUGGUUUAAAAUUGAUUUUGGAAAGCGUGUGGAAGUCUCCCAAGUUAGAAUGAAGGGAACCUAUUGGAAUUGGAUAACAGGCUAUCAACUUAUGUAUUCGGAUGAUGACGUACAAUGGCAUGGGUACAAAGAAAGUAGCGCAACACAUUGGAAAGAUAUGAACAGUUACUGUUUUAAUGGAGAAUGCACUAAAACAUAUGAUCACCAAUGUCGCAGUUUGUGGAAUGCUGACGCAAAGAAAGCUACCGAUGUCUGUUGGUCAGAAUUGAACAGCGCAAAUCUGAGUGGCUAUGGAACAUGUGAUCCAACAAAAAACAUCUCUUGUACUACAAGCAAUGUCAAGUGUGGACAGCUCCAGUGCGAAGCUAGUGAAACAAAACCAUAUUAUGUCGACUAUGGUACACAAUACAAAAAAUUCACAAUUAAGGGUGCCAAAUGCAGCGGAGCUCAAAUAACUACAAGUGAGCAGGUUGGGCUUGGUAUGGUGACUGAUGGUACUAAAUGUGGUGAUGGAAAGAUUUGCGUUAAACAACAGUGUAAGACACCUGUUGAGCAUGGUUUUACAACAUGUCCAUCUACCAAUGGUGUUGUUUGCAAUGGUAAAGGAACUUGCCAGGCUAAUGGAAAAUGUCAAUGUGAGGGUGGAUAUAAUCCUGACAAUGGUUGCACAAAAAAGUUUGUUCCUGUUGAUGGGGUUUGGGGAGAAUGGUCCCAAUGGACGGUGUGUAGCAAAGGUUGCAGUACUGGUACGCGAAGAAAACACCGCUUCUGUAAUCAACCCAUUCCUAAACACGGCGGAGAAGAUUGUCCGGGAGCAAGAUUACAGGAAGAGAAUUGCAACACAGAGACAUGCCCAAUUGGACGUUCGUGCAAAGCAAUUAAAAUGAUCCUUGAAAAAGAUGGGCGAAAGGUUUAUGACGGUAUAUAUACAAUAAAACCAAGUAGUGACGUAACGUUAAGUGUCUACUGUGACAUGACCAGGGAUGGAGGUGGUUGGACUUUGGUUGUUUCGUCUCAUUCAAACUCGUGGACAGCUGAAAAUGUGAGGCUAAGAAAUAAAGAUUCACCUAAACUUAAGGAAGAUUAUUCAAUCCUAAAGUAUGCUGAUUUGAUAAAAAGAAGUUACUUGAUAAACGAUACAAAGUUUCAAUACAGACUUGAAGCUGAAACACUUGGGUACUGGGGAGGUGUAUUCGAGGCAACAAGUCGUUACAAGGUACAUUCCUCAAAUAAAAAUCAAAACGACGUGAAGAUAAUUAAGAAAUUUAAUAAUUGGGAGUUCAAUUCGAAUGGAAUUGAGCAACGAUUGCCAUAUUUGCAAGGACAUAGAUUAACGACAUCAGGAUCAACCAGAAAUCAUUGGGGAACAAUAACAGAUAACAAAGCAGGUUAUCAUCCAUCAGCAUGGAUAAAAGGUCAUCUUAAAAUGCAAAAGCCUGAGAGUGUUUGGUACUGGAUUCGUGAAGGCGAUUACCACUAUCCAAAAUCAUGUUUGGAAAUUAUGUUCAGAGGAUUCAGUGAGAGGAAGUUUUCAAGUGGUGUGUAUAAAAUUGAACCAAGAGCGGGUAAAAUUGUUGAAACGAUGUGUGAUUUUGAUCGCUAUGCUGGUGGCUGGACGUUGUUAACUAAAUCCUCAUCAAGACACAGUUGGACGAAGGAGAAAGUAUUGGAAUUCAAUUCGAAUAAUGCAGACAAAAAAGAAUACUCAAUUUUAGGACUAGUCGACAAUAUCAAACAUUUUGAUGAUGGAGAGUCGAGCUUUGAGUACAUGAUAGAAGCUAAUGGGGCAAAUAGCAAUGGUGGAAUAUUCUCAAGUAGCGUGGAUUACAGUUUAUUGACAUGCCCGCCGUCUUCAGUCAAACCUAAGUUGAUCAGAAAAUUUGGAACAUGGGAUGAACAAAAGGAGAAUAUUGCCAAGUAUCCAUUGUUCUUAACCUCGAAAAACAGUGUCUUUCUAACAGAUUGCACUUCUGAUGGUACAGAUACAAGUGGUGCUAUUUUGACUGACUCUACAAAUACAGGAAGUUACAUGAGUAACUUGGCCGACCCAUCAAGCAUUAAAAUUUGGAUCAGAGAAGGUGGAAGCCGCAAGUCUUGCAAUGAUUUGAAAAUUCAUGGUUAUCAUAAGGGUAAAACGGAUUAUAAGGACGGUUUCUACAUGCUAAAGGGGUCACAACCGGUGUACUGCGACAUGACAACUGACAAGAAUGAAGGAUGGACAUUACUGGUCACUGCAUCAUCGAAUGGUUGGUCAUUUGAACAGACUUUGUCCCGAUCUCCAUUGCUACCUUCUCUUUAUGAAGACUUUUCGAUACUAAAUGAAGCUAACACCAUAAAAGCAUUGUCUAAUGCAGACACAUUCAAGUAUAUGAUUGAUGCUCAACAAAGAAGACAUUGGGGUGGAAUCUGGAAAGCACCUAUUAAAUACUCCUUCACAUCAACUAGUAAGGGACGCGAAGACGUUGAGUUGCUCAAAAAAUUUAGCGAAUGGGACUAUGAAGUAGACUGGUGGCGAGGACCUAGAGGACGCAUGCCUUAUCUUGGAAGAGCAUCCAAAAACAAAGCAUUCUUAACAACUGCCAGUUUUGACGACUACACGGAAUGGGGGUCUAUUGUAUCUAAUAAUUCUGAUGGAAAUGUACCAUCAAAAUGGAUUCACCCACAAAUGAAAAGUCCUGGCGUUAUUUGGUACUGGGUUAAUGAAAAUGACUGUGAUGCUGAUUAUAAAAAAAUUGAUGGAAAAUACAGCACCUGGACAUUGUGGACCCCAUGCUCUUCAUUUUGCGGCACUGGCACACAAGCAAGAAAACGAGCCUGCAAUAGUCCUGAGCCACGUUGUGGUGGUGAUCCGUGUGAAGAGACAGCCAGUACGGAAGAAACUCGAACUUGUACCGGAAAGUGUUCAGAAACAUCUAUUCGAACGCCAGAUGACGCUUUUUGUUUUGAACCAAAAAAAGGCGGUUGUAAACCAGAUGAUGAAACAGUUAUCGUUCUUCGUCCAACUUCCUCCCAUUGCCACGGUUCCGAAGCUAAAUUUGUGUUCAAUUCUGCUACCGGUGCUUUGCUUCACAAAUGUAGUGGAAAGCCUGUCUGUCUCAAAGGAGGUAGCUCAAAUUAUGCCACCCGACUUGUUGUUAGUGCCAACUGUCCCUCGCCUACUACCGCCAAGCAUUUAUUAAGGACCCUUUGGAAAAGCAUUCAAUUCAAUACACUCUGUCUGGAUCCGUACGGAGGUUCAAUAAGAGAUAACGUCGAAAUAGCUUUAUGGAGUGGUUGUACAGUUGCCAAAAGAAGAUUCAUAAUGACUAACCUUGCAAACGGUCCUGUUGUAGCUAAUUAUUUUAAUAACAUACAAGAUUCUGCGUUCGCCAACUUAACAUCCGAUCCACGGUAUCCUAACUCACCAACAGCUUCUGGUUUUAUUGACAACUUUGAUUCAGCUGCGAAUGUUGGUAGCAAAUACGGUUUGCAACUGCAUUCCUACUUUGUUGCCCCGCAAUCUGGGUUUUACAAGUUUGUUGCAGCAUGUGAUAACGUAUGUCAAGUGUACCUAUCUACUGAUUCUGAUCCUGCAAAUAAAGCCAGCAUUAUUACUGUCACGUCAUAUACCAGUCGAUAUCAGUACAACAAGCGAACAUCACAGAAUUCAAAUGCGAUAAAACUGGCUGCUGGUAGUGUGUAUUACAUUGAAGCCAUUAUGAUUGAAUUAGGCGGAGGUGAUCACAUCUCGGUUGGAGUUUAUCUUCCUGAUGGAACAGGAAUAUUGCCUAUUACUUCUGAUUAUCUUACUAUACCAACCUGACUUUAAAUACGUUUUCUGGCACGCUUAAUAAAAGUAAUUAUUGUAAAGCACGAUUAGUAACGGGACAUUUAUGCACUUUGACCAUUUUAUAACGAAAUACAUAAACGCACGAUGAA
Hydractinia symbiolongicarpus is the source of this 6476-nucleotide messenger RNA. RefSeq lists its product as uncharacterized. The transcript has 50 exons. The record is from RefSeq and is a predicted model, not a curated record. Gene Ontology annotation, biological process: proteolysis. Gene Ontology annotation, molecular function: metalloendopeptidase activity. The coding region runs from base 1 to 6360 and encodes 2119 amino acids. Lineage: Eukaryota; Metazoa; Cnidaria; Hydrozoa; Anthoathecata; Hydractiniidae.